CAUCCGCACCGUGGCUGCGCCAUGGAGCAGGCCCCGGUCCCCGCCGCGCCGCCGCCGCCCGACCCGUCGUUCGCCGAGGUGCUGCGGCUGGUGCAGAGCGGGCAGGAACCGCCGGGGGUGCGGCGGCCCCGGGCCUCGCCCACCGGGGACACUCCCACCGCCUCCCGCCUGCCGCCGCCCGCCAAGCCCUGGGAAGGGCGGCCCGCGGAGCCCGCCCGCCGCCGCGGCCCGCAGCACGGCUCAGCACGCAGCUGCAGCCAGCGCUCGGAGAACGAAGAACCCGCACCGCUCGCAACACAGCAGCCUGGUGGGAGCAGUGAUAUUGCUUGAUUUCCUUAUGCCUGGUGCCCGUGAUCCUUUAGGAAGUGCAAAUGAACUUCGGCAGAGCUGUGUUUCCUCGCCACACAGCUCAGUGACCGCCCCGUCAAAUACCAACACCAAAUUAAUCUUCCAAACGUUUAAGAACCUGAGAACUGACUUAACACUUGAAGCCCGCAGCGGGGCAGAGGCAGGACUGACCUGUGCUUCCUCCCUGCCAGCAGCAGCGUCGCCGUGCCCGGGGGCAGCGCUACUUCACAUUGAGCUUUGUUUUUAUGUUCAUGGCUGCCAGCUCUGCCACGAAGUACCGGAAGACGUGGGGCACCGGGACAACCUCAAUGGCAUCCACCUCGCUGCAGAUGGAGCAGGAGUACCUCCUGCUGCUUGGCAUGGAGGAGAAGUGGGGCUGUUUCUCCAGCACGGGAGAUGUCAUGCUGCCGCAGCUCGUGCACACAUAGGCGAUGGAGCCAUCGGAGCAGUUGAACAGCCGGUCUUGCAGCAAGAAGGAGGUGCCAUGAGCCAGCAAAGCAUCUCGUUCCAUCUCACCGAAGCGAAUCCCACCUUCCACGUUCCUCCCCUUGACGGGCUGGUUGGUGACAGCAUCUCGGGGCCCCGUUGUCCUCACCUGGAACUUGUCCGAGACCAUGUGGCGCAGGCGCUGGUAAUAAACCACUCCCACAAAGAUCUCUGCCUCCAGCUCCAGGCCGCUGAUGCCACUGUACAUCUUUUCUGUCCCAAAGAAGUUAUAACCAGCACUCACUAAAGUCUCACCGAAGUACUUCAGGGCAGAAUUCUUCUCUGUGAAGGUGAAGGGAGUGGCGUCGUAGGAGACGCCGUGCAGCGCCGCUGACUUCCCCGCCAUGCUCUCGAUUAACAUCCCAAUGGUCAUGCGGGAGGGAAAGCCGUGAGGGUUGAAGAGGAUGUCUGGAACCAUCCCGUUCUCUGUGAAGGGCAUGUCCUCCACUGGCCAGAGCUGGCUCAGGAUACCUUUCUGUCCGUGACGGCUGGCAAAUUUGUCUCCGAUGGUUGGAUUCCGGGGAACCCUCACGGUGAUACAAGCCUUCUUGAACUUCCCAGUGCCACGGUCGUUGCUGCAUAACCUGACGUUGUCCACAAUGCCGACUUCCUUACUCCUGUGGAUGUGGAAAAAAAACAACCACAGCAAAGCAGUUAGGGGCUAAUUUACCAUUCCGAAAAAGUACUACUCAGUAGCCGGGGAAAUCAGACUGCAUGAGAAUUAGGGCAAUGAAGCAACGCAGCGGCAUCACACAAGUGCCAUUAAGUUGCUUUUUCUCAUAGCUACAACUUUAGGUUAUUUAAAAUAAAGAUCAUUUGAACCUGG
This is a messenger RNA of Strigops habroptila (Kakapo), 1660 nucleotides long. RefSeq names its product chromosome 10 C6orf226 homolog (gene PEX39). The record is from RefSeq and is a predicted model, not a curated record. The transcript has 2 exons. NCBI's taxonomy places the organism in Eukaryota, Metazoa, Chordata, Aves, Psittaciformes, Psittacidae. The coding region runs from base 22 to 330 and encodes 102 amino acids.